CAGAGUCAAUCGUUUUUCUCAGCUCGUUAGACCAACUUCUAGUACUUACUACUUGGCUUGGUUGACAACUUCUCAUUAAUUACAGCAAAAUCUCACCUCUAAAGAGCAGUUUUACAAAAUAAUAAAAGUUUCUUGCCAAGUAUUUAAUACUUACGUUGAGCACAUGAACCAGUUAUAAAGUUCAUUCUCAAGCCGAAGUAAAGUGCGUGUACGUUGAUUGAUUGGAAUAAUUGUCGAUACAUUCCGUCCAUGAUGGAAGGGAUCUUCGUGAAUGGGUUUCAUCAUCACCAGUACGGAUCAUUGCAAUCUCAUCAGUUUAACCAUCUGCCCUCGUACCCUGGGAGUGCAUACCACCCACAACAUCAUUCCCACCAUCCAUCAUUUUGCAAUAUGAAUAUUCCAAUGUCCAUGAGCACCCUUCAGCAACAUCAAGGCGGCAUUGGUGGCAGAAGCCUAGAGUCCAACUUUCACUCCACCAACGUUGGGGGAAUUGGUGGCAAUGGUGGCGUCACACCCAAGGACCAUUACCCUUGGUGGUCGACGACUGCCUCCCCCUCACAGUCGUCACAAUCCCAAUUGCAGCAGUCACCACCAAUGUCAACUUCCGGGAACCAUUCGUCCUUCACCCCCUCCAUGUUCUUCUCCCCGUCUCCCUCGUCCGUGGCGGCUGCCGUGGCCUCCAUGCUCCCCACCUCCAGUCAGAGAAAGUCAAGGAGAUGUCGAUGUCCAAAUUGUCUCGCAGGAAUUCAACCUACUCAAGUUCCGGGUGAAAAGAAAAAGAAGCGACAGCACAUUUGUCACAUGAUUGGAUGUGGAAAGAUCUAUGGGAAAACAUCUCAUCUUAAAGCCCACUUACGCGGACACACGGGAGAGCGUCCGUUCGUUUGCAAUUGGCUGUUUUGUGGAAAACGCUUCACACGUUCCGAUGAACUGCAGCGACACUUGAGGACGCACACGGGCGAAAAGAGAUUCAUAUGCAAUGUAUGCCAAAAACGGUUCAUGCGCAGUGAUCAUCUCGCAAAACAUGUCAAAACCCACAACAACCCCUCCUCAUCUCGGAACAAAGGGCAGCAAAGUAGCAAGAUGAGUGACAGCCAGAAAUCAAAGUCAGUCAAUAAUACCACAACCGCAACAUUUGACUCAAUUUUGCCCGAAGUAACGUCAACAACAAGAACACCACCAUUAUUGUCAUCCUCUUCGUCAUCAUCCCCAUUAUCUACAGCCUCAUCUGCAGGUGAGCACAAAGACCUGUCCGGACUGCUCUACUACGACAGACAGCCUGGAAAGGGAACUUUUGCUGGAAGAUUUGCGAUGGGCAACAGCAUUCAGUCAGAUAUUAAAAAUUCAAUGGGCAUCUUAGCAGAGAAUAAUAAUGGCAACAGUGGCAGCAGAAGCCGAGUGGUUGACACUGGUGAAAAUAUUCACUAUUCACUCCUGUCACCGUCUUCUUCCACCUUGUCACCUGCAUCGUCUUCCUCAUCAACCUGUUCUUCCACACGGUCGUCCUCAAGUCCAUCAUCAAAGCGGACUAUUGUUACCCCGUCAUCUUCUCCGUCAUCAUUGGAGUUGACUCCUGUCAAAUCUCCGUCUUCUCCUCAGGCACAAGCACAGCAGACGUCGUCCUUCCACUCAAAUCAAUUUCCUCUUCAUCCCUUUCAACCUCAUUUCCCUGCCUCGUAUUACGAUAACAAUGGUGUCGUUAACCAAAGCGUUUGUAAUCCCGGUAAUAAUAUGAGUAAUGGAAGCAAUAAUGCACACUUUACAUCCUACCCACCACUUCAUCACGGGUCCUAUUCUUCAUCCGUCGCAGUGAAAGCUUGUUCCCCAGUUAAUAGUGGCUUCCAAGGAACAAAUGUCAACUUUCAGAACAAUUUCUCCUCCCAUUAUCAACUUCAUCAGCAACAUUUGCAUCCGGGAAUGAAUAGCUUAUUUGGGAUGUAGAAUGCAUAAAAGAUGAGAAUUGAGACAGAUACAUACAUUCUUUUGAUGCGCAUGGUAGCGAAAGAUCAGAUUGAAUCACACACUUGCCAUAUUUUUAUUAUUAUUAUUCAAAAAGAUUGAUUUUCAGCUAUGCAUAUAUUGAAAUUAAUGUUAAUAAUAUUUGUGGUUUUUGAAACAUGCUCAAUCAUAGUGGCUGCAAGUAAAAACAAAUUAUUUAAGAUUUUAUGUAUAUUACAUUACUAGAAUUAUACAUAUUCUGAGCAUUAUUCUCAGUAAUAGCCUUCGUAAAUAACUAUAUACUGCUAGCAGUUUUAUCAAUAUAUUUUUAGUGAGUAUAAAAAAAUAAUUAAUGACAAUCCAUAAACACAAGUAAUCAAAAAUAAAAACAAUCAUCCAAAAAUAAAAAA
Folsomia candida is the source of this 2348-nucleotide messenger RNA. RefSeq names its product probable DNA-binding protein creA. Gene Ontology annotation, biological process: regulation of transcription by RNA polymerase II. NCBI's taxonomy places the organism in Eukaryota, Metazoa, Arthropoda, Collembola, Entomobryomorpha, Isotomidae. The record is from RefSeq and is a predicted model, not a curated record. Gene Ontology annotation, molecular function: RNA polymerase II cis-regulatory region sequence-specific DNA binding; DNA-binding transcription factor activity, RNA polymerase II-specific. The transcript has 5 exons. Bases 250 to 1941 code for a protein of 563 amino acids.